UAUUCUCUAUAAAAACCCACCCUUCAACCUUCCUUUCUUGCUUACCAAACAAUGGCUCUUCUUUUUUGCAUUAUCUUCGCCGCUUGCUUCUUCUUUACAGCUCCAUUUGUCCACUGCUCUCGAAGCUUGCUGCAAAUUUCCCGCCCCACGACGGUUCUCGACGUUUCUGAAGCUCUUGAGAAGACCAGAAAUGUACUCUCAUUUACCCCAGUAGGCCAAAGCCUCUCAGCUUCACCUUCACCUACGUCUUUCCUCUCCCUUCAUAUUCACCCCAGAGCUUCUAUUCGUAAAUCCUCCCACCCUGAUUACAAAUCAUUGACUUUAUCCCGACUCGAGCGGGACUCUGCUCGAGUCACCUCGCUCGCCACUCGGUUGGAUCUGUCUGUCAGCGGAAUUUCAAAGCCGGAUCUCAAGCCGUUUAAUAAGGCCUCGGAAUUUGGAGCAGAGGAACUAGGAAGUCCUAUUGUGUCGGGUUCGAGUCAAGGAAGCGGUGAGUACUUCUCUCGGGUUGGAAUCGGGAAACCACCGAGUCAAGUUUACAUGGUGCUCGACACGGGCAGUGACGUCAACUGGGUACAAUGCGCACCCUGCGCCGAUUGUUACCAACAAUCUGACCCCAUUUUCGACCCAUCUUUAUCAUCUUCUUACUCGCCGCUGAAUUGCGAAACGCAACAAUGCAAGUACCUUGACGAUUCCGAAUGUCGAAACGAUCGGACUUGCGCCUACGAGGUUUCCUACGGCGACGGCUCUUACACAGUGGGUGACUUUGUCACUGAAACCAUCACCCUCGGCUCGGAUUCUGUCAAUAAUGUAGCAAUCGGUUGUGGCCAUAACAACGAAGGCUUGUUUGUCGGGGCGGGUGGCUUGCUUGGUCUCGGCGGCGGGCCGCUUUCCUUUUCCUCCCAGCUUAAUGCGAGUACUUUCUCCUAUUGUCUCGUGGAUCGUGACUCUGACUCAGCUUCCACUCUCGAGUUCGACUAUGCUCUCCCUCCUAACGCCAUUACAGCUCCAUUACUCCGUAACAAACAGCUAGACACGUUUUACUAUCUCGGUUUAACCGGUAUCAGUGUGGGUGGCGAAUUGCUUCCGAUUCCCGAGUCAGUUUUCCAAAUAGACGAGUCAGGUAACGGUGGGAUUAUCAUCGACUCGGGGACCGCCGUAACUCGGUUACAGAGCGAUACAUACAACGUUCUCCGUGACGCAUUCGUUAAAGGUACAAAGAACUUGCCGUCAGCUGACACCGUGGCAUUGUUUGACACGUGUUACAAUUUGUCUUCCACGAGUAGCGUGGAUGUCCCAACGUUGUCGUUUCACUUCCCCGAAGCUAAAGUUCUACCGUUACCGGCUAAGAAUUACAUGAUACCGGUUGAUUCCGUUGGAACCUUCUGUUUCGCGUUCGCGCCAACGUCCUCGACGUUGUCAAUCAUUGGGAACGUGCAGCAGCAGGGGACGCGUGUCGGUUUCGAUCUCGGCAACUCCCACGUAGGAUUCGUGCCCAACAAAUGUUAGAAAAAUUAUUAUUUUUUACUAUCUGUAAUUUAUUUACGGUUUUCGCGUUGGUAAAAGAUAAAUACCAGUGGGCCCAUUUCAAUUUCUCAUGACAGGCAAACGGCGAUGUUAUCGAUGUCGGCAGUAGUGGCAUGUAUAGUAAAUUAAUUGAAUGCAUGAGGAGAAGAGUGUCAAAACACAGAGACUUGAUAGAUUUGUUUAUAUGACCGUUACAUAGUUGUUUUUAUUAAAAAAAGAUUCGCUUCGGUUUAUCAAACAUAUA
Molecule: messenger RNA, 1771 nt
Organism: Hibiscus syriacus
Lineage: Eukaryota; Viridiplantae; Streptophyta; Magnoliopsida; Malvales; Malvaceae
Product: protein ASPARTIC PROTEASE IN GUARD CELL 1-like
Exons: 1
Coding region: 52-1509 (485 amino acids)
Biological process (GO): proteolysis
Molecular function (GO): aspartic-type endopeptidase activity
Source: RefSeq, a predicted model, not a curated record